UAUCGUUUUUGUUGAAACAUAUAGGAAGCAAAUUAAAAUGGUUCUGCUAGAGAAGCUCUGGGAUGAUGUUGUAGCUGGGCCUCAACCUGAUCGUGGGCUUGGUAGGCUCAGGAAGAUCACCACCGGCAUCAAAGAUGAAGGAGAUGGAAGCAGCUUCAAGAGGAGCACGUCGAUGCCGACGACCCCACCAACCCCGGGGACGCCAACGUCACCGGGGUCGGCGCGUAAGGCAGAUAACGUGUGGAGGAGCGUGUUCCACCCAGGGAGUAACUCUGCCACCAAGAGCAUUGGUGCUCAGAUGUUUGACAAACCACUCCCCAAUUCUCCCACUGUCUAUGAUUGGCUCUACAGCGGCGAGUCAAGGAGCAAGCACCGCUAAGUGCAGUGCAUGAAAUGUAAAUACUCUCCUCAUAUUAUAAUUAUAAUAAAAUUAGCAACUGAAAUGUAAAAGAAGAUUAAUUAUUAUUAGUAUGCUCUAAUUUGGGCAAUGACUUUUUUGUUUUUGUUUUUUAUUUUGAUUUUUCCUCUGGGAUAAAUCAUAAGUAUAAUCGAUUAUGUAGUUAAUAUUAUGUUAUAUAUUAAGAUGAAUAAAAGUGUGGUACUACUUUGUUAUUUUC
Messenger RNA from Arachis ipaensis, 617 nucleotides. RefSeq names its product dormancy-associated protein 1. Lineage: Eukaryota; Viridiplantae; Streptophyta; Magnoliopsida; Fabales; Fabaceae. The record is from RefSeq and is a predicted model, not a curated record.